This is a messenger RNA of Ctenopharyngodon idella (grass carp), 8014 nucleotides long. RefSeq names its product repetitive organellar protein. The record is from RefSeq and is a predicted model, not a curated record. The coding region runs from base 531 to 4856 and encodes 1441 amino acids. Gene Ontology annotation, molecular function: GTP binding. Lineage: Eukaryota; Metazoa; Chordata; Actinopteri; Cypriniformes; Xenocyprididae. The transcript has 6 exons.
CAGGUGGAAGGAGUCCAAUCUUUGAACACCCUGAUACAAGGAUUGUUCUGCUAGGAAAGAAUGUAACAGAAAACUGUACAGUGGGAAACAUUAUACUGGGUGCAGCAGCAUUUGACAGUGAAGCUCGUUCAUCUUAUUUACAGCAGCACAGUGAGAUAAUCAGUGGAGAGGUGGAGAAGAGACACAUCACAGUCAUCAACUCUUCUCACCUGUUCCAGCCACAUCUCUCCCACCAUCAGAUCACACAGAGAGUAAGAGAGUGUGUGUCUCUGUCUGCUCCAGGACCUCAUGUGAUCUUACUUGUACUGCAGUAUAAUGACUUCAGUGAGGAGGACAGAAACAGAGUGAAAACUGUGCUGAAACUCUUCAGUGAGAAGGCCAUUAAACACACUAUAGUGGUGACUACUGAUGAAGAGACACGCACAUUUGUGUAUUAUAAGAACACAAAUAAUGCUAUUCAUGAUUUAAUUAAAGAGUGUGAAGGAAGACAUCUUCAGUUUGAUUCAAGAAACACAGGAUGGCGCUCUGAGAUGCUGAGAAGGACAGAGGAGAUACUGAAGAAAGAACAUGAAGAAUUUCUCAUCUGUAACAUGUAUGAGGAUAUAGAUUAUGGAUCAUCAGUGGAUGAAGAUCCGAGCAGAUCUGGAGGUUCAGUCCAAGGAGACGACAAAGAAGAGGAGGAUUCUGAUCUCAAUGAGAGCAUAAAAACAGGAAAUGAUGGAGGAGUGACUACUUCUGGAAAAUCAAAGCUGAACUUUGUGCUGUGUGGAUAUAAUACAACACUCAAGACCUCAGUGUCUAAAAUGUUUAGAGGGACAAUAAAUAAAAAAAUUAAUAAAUAUUUACAUCAGAAAGAGAAGAGAAAUGUGUGUGUGAAGAUAGAGGAGAAGAUUCAUGGACGGCAGAUCACUGUAAUAGAGCUUCCAGCUCUCACUCGGCUCUCAGAGGAGGAAGUGAUGCGGGAGACUCUCCGGUGUUUGAUUCUCGGUGAUCCUGGAGUUCAUGUUUUUGUCCUUGUUAUUCCCAGCAGUCCACUUACUAAAGAAGACAAAGCAGAAUUGGAGAAGAUCAACAGAAUAUUUUACUCAAAAGAGCACUUCAUGGUGCUUUUCAUGGCUGAACACACUGUUAACAAAAAUGUGACAGAUUUUGUAGCAUCUGCAGAAUCUCAGAAGGUCGUGAGUCUCUAUGGGAGUGGGCACAAUGUGAUGGGGUUAAAGGACAAUAAAAACUCGGGACAGAUCUCAGACUUGCUAGAUUGUAUAGAGAGAAUGAAGACUGAACCCUAUUCAUUUCAGACGUAUAUGAGAGCUCAAGAGAAGAGAAUCAGGCAUGAACUAGAGGAGAAACUGAGUGCGAGAGAGAAUGAAAUCAAAGAGUUACAGGAGAAGAUCAAGACACUGGCUCCGGAAGGUGUGAAGCUGAAUCUGGUUGUAUGUGGGAGUGACAAAAGAUUAAAAUCCAUCAUAUCAAACCUGAUCCUGAACCAGAGUGAGAGAGGAUCAGAGCUCAGCUCAGAGUGUGUGAGGAGAGACGUGAAGGUGUGUGAACAUCUGAUCUCUCUGGUGGAGCUUCCAGCUCUGAUCAAGACUCAGCUCUCAGAGGAGGAAGUGAUGCGUCAGACUCUCCGCUGUGUGUCUCUCUGUGAUCCUGGAGUUCAUGUGUUCCUCAUUAUUAUUCCUGAUGGUCCACUUAAUAAUGAAGACAGAGCAGAAAUGGAGAAGAUCCAGAAGAUAUUCAGCUCAAGAAUUGACAAACACAUCUUGAUCCUCAUACACCAGAAUCCAGAGCAUCAGACAGCAGAACUGAAUGAAGAAACACAGUCUGUCAUUGAGAGUUUUGGAGGACGGCAUCAUUUCAUUGGCCCAAACACACAAGUGUCCAUGUUGAUGGAGAGACUGAUGCAGAUGGUUGAGGCAAAUAGUGGUGUUUGUUUCUCCACAGAGACAUUGUUGGAGGCACAGAUGGAAAAACUGCUGAAAUUUGAAGAAAUGAACAAGAGAAUCCAAUCAUUAGAGACGUGGUUUCAGUCACAAGAUUCAAGGGACAGUGCAGAUGAUCUGAGGAUUGUGCUGCUGGGAAAAACUGGAGUUGGGAAGAGUGCAACUGGAAACACAAUCUUAGGAACAGAAGAAGCAUUUAUAUCAGACACAUGUCAAAAGUCUAUUACUAAAGAGUGUCAGAAAGAGACAGCUGAAAUCAAUGGCAGACACAUUACUGUGAUUGACACUCCAGGACUGUUUGAUACUGAACUUACUAAUGAAGAGAUCCAGAAGGAAAUUACUAACUCCAUCUCCAUGAUUCUGCCUGGACCACAUGUGUUUCUCUUACUGAUACCAGUGGGACGAUUCACUCGAGAAGAAGCAACAGCAGUGAAGAUCAUCCAAGAGACGUUCGGUGAAAACUCUUUAAUGUACACCAUGGUACUCUUCACCAGAGGAGAUGAUCUGAAGAAAAAGACAAUUGAACAGUGGCUGGAAAAUCCUGAACCUGCCCUUAAAAACCUGAUUAAAGCAUGUGGAAACAGAUACCAUGUGUUCAAUAAUAAUCAUAUUGGAGACCGAACACAGGUGUCUGAACUACUGAAGAAGAUAGAUGACAUGGUGAAAGAAAACGGAGAUAGUUACUACUCAUGUGGGAUGUUUAGAAAGAUGGAAAGAAAAAUACAAGAACAACAAAUGAUGAUUCAGAUGGAGAGAGUGGAACAACUGAACAGAGAAAAAAAAGAACUGAUGAACAAACAUGAAGAAGAGAAAAAGAGUAUCAAGAUGAUGAUGGAGGAAGACAUACAAAAUCAAAGAAAGAGAAGAGAAGAAGAAUUUAGAGAGAGAGAAGAACGAUAUAAACAAGACAUUAAAGACAUAGAGGAUCAAGAGAGAAAGAUGCGAGAGGAGAUGAAGAGAGAACGAGAGGAAUGGGAGAGACAGAAACAAGAGGAAAGACGAAGAAGAGAAGAAGAGGACGAGAGAAGGAGAAAGAAAGAACAGGCAAUGUGGGAUGAAUAUAAUCAGAGACUUAAACAAGCGAUAGAAAGAAGACACGGAGAGAGAGAGGUUCUUCAGUCCAAAUAUGAAGAAGAGAGAGAGAGAAUGAAGUUGAUGAUGGAGGAAGAAAGACAGAAUCAUGAUAAAGAGAGAAAGAGAAGGGAAGAGGAAUUUAGAGAGAGAGAAGAACGAUAUAAAAAAGACAUUAAAGACAUAGAGGAUCAAGAGAGAAAGAUGCGAGAGGAGAUGAAGAGAGAACGAGAGGAAUGGGAGAGACAGAAACAAGAGGAAAGACAAAGAGAAGAAGAAACACAUAAUACAGACAUAUACAGUCAAGAUGAUGAAGAUUCAGGAUGUUUGAGAAUCUUGCUGUUUGGGAGGACAGGAAAUGGAAAAAGUGCCACAGGAAACACUAUCCUCGGAAUAGAUGCGUUUCGCAGUGAAGAUAAUAAAAAUUUGGUGACCACUACUUGUAAAGAGGAAGUUGUUGAAGUUGAUGGUAAAGCAGUAGCUGUUGUUGAUACUCCAGGACUCUUUGACAUGACAGUGUCAAAAGAAAAAGUGGUAAAAGAAAUAAUGAAUUGUGUUUCACUGUCUGCACCUGGACCUCAUGUGUUCAUUAUUGUGUUGAGUUUGGGAAGAAUCACUCAAGAGAAGCAAGACACUUUAGAGAUGAUAAAGAAGAUCUUUGGCCCAAAAGCAGCAGAGUUCAGCAUUGUUCUCUUCACAAGAGCAGACGCUCUGCAAGAACAAACAAUAGAUCAAUAUAUAGAGAAGAGUAACAAUGAUGAACUCAAGAAACUGAUCAGUGACUGUGGAAACAGAUUCCUGGCUUUUAACAACAGAGAAACACAAGAUCGGACACAAGUUACUGAGUUAUUAAACAUGAUAGAAGAGCUGAAGGAAUCUAAUGAGGGACGAUACUUCACUAAUGAGAUGUUUGAAGCAGCGAUCUCCAUUGAAAAAAAAAUGGAAAUGCUAGAAGAGAAUAAAAGAAAAAAUCAGGCUCAAGUUGAACAAUUAGAAACCAAAUAUGACACAGAAAUCAAAAACAUGAGAAAAAAACUGGAGGAGAAGAAACAAAAGACAGACGAGGAAAGAGUGAGGCUGGAGAAUAAGUUCAGAGAAAAAGAGGAAACACUGAGGAGAGAGUUUGAGGAGAAAGAAAGAUCAGAGCGGGUGAAACAAGAGGAGGAAGAUCAGAAACGAUCAGAAGAGGAAGAACAGCGAAGAGCUGAAUAUGAUCAAAGAAUAGAUGAGAUGGAGAGAGAGACUGAAAAUCAGAGAUUACAGUAUGAAAAACUGCAAAAAGAAAGAGAAGAGGAAGACAGAAAGAGAGAAGAAGAAUACAAACAAGAUCAAGAAAAGAUGAAAAAUGAGCAAGAGCGCAUCCUGGCAGAGUUAAGAAAAAAACAAGAAGAGGAAAUGAUAGAGGAGGAAAGAGAAAAACAGAAAAGAGAGAGAGAAGAAAAAGAGGAAGAGAGAAAUGAAAUGAAAAGACGUUAUGAGCAGCUGGAGCGAGAGAGGAAAGAGGAGUGGGAGAGAAGAAAACAAGAGGAUGAAGAGAGAAGAAGGGAGAAGAGAAAGAGAUGGGAGAAAAUGAUGGAAGACCUGAAACAAGAUCAAGAAGAAGAGAUUGAAAGAAGAGAAAGAGAGGAGAGAGAAAGAAUGGAAAGAGAAGAAAAAGAGUUUCAAAGAAUUGAACAGAAACAUGAAGAGGAAAUAGAGGAGAUGAAGAAGAAACAUCAAGAUGAGGCCAGAAAACAAGAAGAAGAACUGAAUGAUUUCAUUAAGAGAGAAGAGUUCAAGAAGAGACUUGUACAACUAUAUGAAGAGAAAAAGAAACAAGAAAAACGGUGUCAUGUCAUGUGAAACAGAUUUAAAUAUUAUUGAUGAGCCAAAAAAUUAGCCCUUGUCUUCUGUAGUAUAUGUGAAGUGGUUUCUGCAUUUCUCUUUCUCUCUAUUCACUUGAUCAUGGCUCUUCACGUCAGCUCCUGUCCUGCAGAGUUUAAUCGUAAACCUGCACCUACACACCUGCUGCUCAUUAAGUGAUCCUGAAGACUGUCAUGAAGGUGCUUGAUUAGAAUUGGAGCUCUACAGGACUCAUGUCUCAUCUAACAGUUGUCCUAACUAACACUUUUUAUUUCACUUAAUGCACAACAAUUUGUUGAUUUUAAUUGUAAAACGUGUAAUCUGUACUAUCUGCGUACUAAAACCCAAGUCAAAAUAAAUUAAUUAUAUUAAGCAGAAAUUUCAAUGAGUUACAGCAGAUUUCUAGUUCCUGAAUGCUUUGCUCCAGACUCUAGGAGUAAAGGUUGAAACGAACUGUUAUUUUAUGUGUUUUUGCACAAUAUUAACAUGGGGUAGAUCUGUUAGUGUUUAAUGUUCUGUUAUGUUUGGUUUUAAACGGGUUUCUGUGAUGUCUGCAUUUUGGGGAGGUUACCAUGGUGCUGAAGAGUAGAGUAGAGUAGAUAGAAUAGAAUAGAUUAGAGUAGAAUAGAGUAGAAUAGAAUAGAGUAGGGUAGAGUAGAGUAGAAUAGAAUAGAGUAGGGUAGAGUAGAGUAGAAUAGAAUAGAGUAGAAUAGAGUAGAGUAGAAUAGAAUAGAGUAGAGUAGAGUAGAGUAGAAUAGAAUAGAGUAGAAUAGAGUAGAGUAGAAUAGAGUAGAACAGAGUAGAAGAGAAUAGAUUAGAGUAGAGUAGAAUAGAGUAGAAUAGAAUAGAGUAGGGUAGAGUAGAGUAGAAUAGAAUAGAGUAGAAGAGAGCAGAGUAGAAUAGAAUAGAGUAGAGUAGAAUAGAGUAGAGUAUAAUAUAAUAGAAUAGAGUAGAAUAGAAUAGAGUAGAAUAGAGUCGAGUAGAGUAGAAUAGAAUAGAAUAGAGUAGAAUAGAGUAGAGUAGACUAGAGUAGAGUAGAAUAGAAUAGAGUAGGGUAGAGUAGGGUAGAGUAGAGUAGAACAGAAUAGAAUAGAGUAGAGUAGAAUAGAGUGGAGUCGAAUAGAAUAGAGUAGAAUAGAGUAGAGUAGAAUAGAGUAGGGUAGAGUAGAGUAGAAUAGAAUAGAGUAGAAGAGAGCAGAGUAGAAUAGAAUAGAGUAGAGUAGAAUAGAGUAGAGUAGAAUAGAAUAGAAUAGAAUAGAGUAGAAUAGAGUCGAGUAGAGUAGAAUAGAAUAGAAUAGAGUAGAAUAGAGUAGACUAGACUAGAGUAGAAUAGAAUAGAGUAGGGUAGAGUAGAGUAGAACAGAAUAGAAUAGAGUAGAGUAGAAUAGAGUGGAGUCGAAUAGAAUAGAGUAGAAUAGAGUAGAGUAGAAUAGAGUAGAGUAGAGUAGAAUAGAAUAGAGAAGAGAGUAGAAUAGAAUAGAGUAGGGUAGAGUAGAGUAGAAUAGAAUAAAGUAGAGUAGAGUAGAAUAGAAUAGAGUAGAAUAGAAUAGAGUAGAAGAGAGUAGAGUAGAAUAGAAUAGAGUAGAAUAGAGUGGAGUCGAAUAGAAUAGAGUAGAAUAGAAUAGAAUAGAGUCGAAUAGAGUAGAGUAGAAGAGAGUAGAGGAGAAUAGAGUAGAAGAGAGUAGAGGAAAAGAGAGUAGAGGAGAAUAGAGUAGAAUAGAGUAGAGUAGAAUAGAAUAGAGUAGAGAAGGAUAGAGUAGAAUAGAAUAGAAUAAAAUAGAGUAGAGUAGAAUAGAGUAGAGAAGAAUAGAAUAGAAUAGUGUAGAGUAGUAGUUAGGCCGAGGAACAUUAAGAGUAUAUACUGCUCUAUUUAAAAAGCAGUAACUAUUUGUUGAUACAAUCAGUUUGCAUGGCUGUAACAUGUAAUUCAGAUCACUGUUCAAGUAAAUAGAACUGAAAAAUUACAAGUUGCAGGAAAUGUUACAUUAGUUAACUUAAAUGAGUUAACAACAUGAAUGAAUACAAAUCCAGCAUAUUUAACUUAAAAUGUAGUAUUUGUUGUAACUAAAAAAGUUAAGGCAAUCAGUUUGUGUGUUUUUUUAAAGGUUAAACUAAUUAGAUUCUACAAUAAAGUAAUCAUAAAAAUGAAUUAUCUCUUGGUAGAUUUUAAAACGUGAUGAAACAUUAAUUAUAGCAGACCUUAAAAGAUAAAAAAAAAAAGAAACCAACUCAAAGAGUGCAAGAAAUAACUGAACUAAGAAACUAAAAAUGCCUGAUUCUGCUAUUCUUUUAAUGCAUAAUCUGAAUUCUUAAUCCAUUUUACUGUUUUAAGAUGUCUUUUCCUUUGUUUUCUCUGUUUAUUCGGUAUAUUUGAUCAUAUCAGUUAUUACUGAAAGAAAAUAUUGUCAAAGUUAGUAGUGGACUUCCAUAAAGAAACACAAGAGUUAUCUGAGGAGGAUUCUUAAUAGUAACAAGUGUGUGUGUGUGUGUGUGUGUGUGUGUGUGAGUAGCUUCAAGAGAGCAACCAUACAUCUGUGUUGUUUUAUUUUCUUUGAUUUGAUUUUAUUCAUUUAAUCAUUUAUAAUCAUUUAAUCAUAUGAUCAUUUUUCAUGUCAUUACUCAAUUUAAUCAUAUGAUCACAAAUUGUAACCAUUUAAUCAUUGUGCUACUAUUUUUCCAGCUCUUGCAUUGCUUGCUAUUGUUGUUUAAUCAUGAUUGUGUUCUCAAGGGAUGUUGGUCUUCAUGAGUAAGAGAUAAGAGAAUGUCUCCAUAUCAAGGUUUUAACGUCACAGGAUGAUGUUGUGAAGCAGUUAUUUUCUAUAGCUUUUGCUUUGAUAUAACACUUGAUGUAUGUGUGUCACAACAGACUGGGCCGUCUGACCAAUCAGAGCAGAGAUGUGUGAGAAUGUACUAUAUUCUAUCUCUCUAUUUUAUCUUUCUGUAUCUUACUAAAGGGCUAGGGUCCCUUUUCAGAAAAUGCAAUUUGCAAGACCUGUUUCCUGUUUUGCUGUCAGAGGUGAAGAACUGGAAACAAGAACUGUCUGCUUGCUUAAACACCCACUUACUAUAAAGAUUGAGAGACUCAGACUCUCUCAGCUUCUUCUUCUUCCACUCUGUUCUCUCUACUGAUCCACAAUAAAGAACAUUGAUAUUCUCCA